UCAGUCUCAAUACCCACAUUUGCGUAUGAGCACGGUUCAGCCAUUCCUGGUCAGUGAGUUAGUUUUGGCCAACCUCAACAAGAUAGCCCUCAAGGAUGCUGUUCAAUAUCAGUACCUUAGUGUCGUUGGUUCCAGACAAGGGGGUCUGUCAAUGUUCGUUGUUCUCACCAAAUUCGUAGGUGGCACCAUUCAUGACCUGAGACUCUAUGUGAAGAUGGGCAAGGAAACUCAUGAGCACUUUGACUCAGUCUGGAUCCCAGCGACAAAGCAUCUUGAGGUGAAGGAGAAAGAGCUUGAUGAGAGUGGCACGAAACUGAUCCGCAGCUUCGGACCCAAGCUGUACAUUGACUAUCCCAAGCCAACGAUACCUCUCCUUCUCACAGAUGAGACUGUGAAGGGAGAGGCUUCUGAUGUGAAGCCUCAGAUUCCGCUUGACCCUUUAGAGGCUGAACUGCAGACCCAGGAGGAGAAACUCCACCAGCAGGCCCUGGCAGUUGAGUCCCUAAAGGUUGAGCUGAAAAAGAAAGAAGAAGCAACUCAGAAGGAGGCCAGGAGAAAGUUGUUGAUUGCAGAUGUGGAGAAGAUCAGGACAAGUGGUAGUUCCAGUCAGAACAACAAGGGCAUGGCUGAAUUCAUCUCAGGAGCAAUGAGGAUUGGGGAAGAUGCUGUGAUUGUUACACAGACGGAAACCUCGCGUUCGGUGGGCUUCCUGUCCAUGUCUUACAACGUUGGCAGAGAGGAGUUUGAGCUGCCGAUUGUUACUUACUGCAAGAUAGCCGGAUCUAUGGUUUAUGAUGAGAGAGUAAACUCAAAGGUGGAUGCCAAGGCAGCUAUCUCUGCACUGAAGGAGUACUCGCCUUUUGACAAGUACAAGCUGGGGGCAGCCUUUGAGAAGAUCAAACACACGGGAACGUGCAUAUUCAUAUAUAAUCUCAUGCAAUUGGGUAAGGGCUACGAGCUUGAAUGGGAUGAACCUGAUCCCGCACAUGCUUCGAGAUCAGACUAUCGACCUGACAUCCGGAUUUCAACCAGAGCGGUACAACAGAGGCCCGGCCAGCUAAGCACUGAGAUUUCGAUCCAGCCGAACGAUCGCUAUAAAUCCGCGUUCAAAACGCGGUAUGGGCAUUUUGAGUCGAUGGUCAUGCCUUUUGGCCUCACCAACACCCCGACGACCUUUCAAGCGGCAAUGACCAACGAGUUCCGUGCGAUGUUAGACUGGUUCGUGCUGGUCUACUUGGACAACAUUCUCGUCUAUAGCCAGAUAUUGGAGGAUCAUUUUGAGCACCUUCGACGAGUGUUGGAGACGCUCCGCCACGCCAAGUACAAAGCCAACCGCGACAAGUGCGAAUUUGUCCGGCAAGAGCUGGAAUACUUGGGCCAUUUAGUCACACCGGAGGGCAUCAGUUCGUUGUCGGACAAGAUUCAAGGCAUCCAAGAGUGGCCGGAGCCGCGGAACAUCACCGAUGUCCGUUCGUUCCUUGGGCUUGCCGGCUACUACCAACGUUUUAUCAAGGGAUGCUCGAAGAUCGCGACCCACUUGACCAAGCUUCAAUGCGAGGAUUGGCCGUUUGACUUCGAAGAGGAUGCUCUUUCACGGCGCUUCUGGCGCACGCUUUCGUGUAGAGUCAUGACGAGGGGUGGUAUAGUGACCACUCCUUGUACAAAGGAGCAGGAAGCGGAGGCCUCAAAGAUACUAGCAGAGCAUAAGGCAAGGAAGGAGGCGGAGGAGUUCGAAAAGACAGCGAAGAAGGUGGCUCUCUUGGCAAAGAAGGUCAUGAAAGAGGAGUUGGAAGAGGAAUUGAAGCGGCUGCAGAAAGAAAAGGAAGAAGUUGCAGCAUUAGUAGACGAGGAAGAAGACGUGGAGAUUACCCUACAGAGAAAUGUAAAAACUAAGGAGAGAGGGGAAUGCAGGGGUGCGCAAGAGAGAGAUGCGAAGAUGGAGAGGAUGGUGUCCGAGUGGGUGGCAAACUUGGCCUUGGGGGAAGAAGAGGAAGCCAUGCUGCUUGUUCCCCAGACAGAAAGGGAAGAAGCGGAUCGGAAAUUACGAGAGGAGGCGGACCCCUAGCGCCGACAGGCCAAGGAGGACGAGCAAUUGCUGGAGUGGAAGUUACGCCUCACAAGAG
Molecule: messenger RNA, 2123 nt
Organism: Chara braunii
Lineage: Eukaryota; Viridiplantae; Streptophyta; Charophyceae; Charales; Characeae
Source: the annotation of a GenBank genome assembly